Molecule: messenger RNA, 1204 nt
Organism: Odontomachus brunneus
Lineage: Eukaryota; Metazoa; Arthropoda; Insecta; Hymenoptera; Formicidae
Gene: Mettl2
Product: tRNA N(3)-methylcytidine methyltransferase METTL2
Exons: 6
Coding region: 14-1021 (335 amino acids)
Molecular function (GO): tRNA (cytidine-N3)-methyltransferase activity
Source: RefSeq, a predicted model, not a curated record
CGCGUAUUCAAACAUGGAUGACAAAACGUCAAACGGAGACAGUCGUGAAACGGUAAACAGUAGGCCGCAAUUCGGAACACGAAACUUACCUAGUGACGGAAAUAUUUUCCAGCACAAUGCAUGGGACAACGUCACGUGGGACGAGGAACAAGAAAAGCUCGCACAACGCAAAGUGAAUGAAAAUUCGAUUGUUACGGUAUCCUCUGAACAACUCUUAAAAUAUGAGACUGAAGCGGAUAAAUAUUGGGACAAAUUUUACGGUGUGCAUAACGAUGGAUUCUUUAAAAACCGACACUGGCUGUUGACUGAAUUUCCAGAAUUAGCACCCGAUAUAGUAAAGCAAAAUACUGAAAGACCAAUGCGAGCUGCACUUGCAGAUCAAGAUAAGAACCAUGGCGAUAGAUAUAUUAAAAUUCUUGAUUUACCAUGCAAAGAUGGUUGUAGGAUUUUAGAGAUAGGCUGUGGUGUAGGAAACACUGUGUUUCCUAUACUUACGUAUAACGUAGACCCAAAGUUAUUUGUAUAUUGUUGUGAUUUUUCCACUAAAGCUAUUGAUAUAUUGCAACAAAAUCCCGCAUAUAACGUAGAUAGGUGCAAAGCAUUUGUUCUUGAUGUAACUCAAGAAACAUGGACGACUCCUUUCGAACCUGAAAGUUUGGACAUUGUCGUCUUGAUAUUUGUAUUGUCUGCCAUCCAUCCUGAUAAAAUGCAACAUGUUGUGCGGCAGAUACACAGGUACUUGAAACCGGGUGGGAUAGUUUUGUUUCGCGAUUACGGCAGAUACGACUUAGCGCAAUUGAGAUUUAAGAAGGGCAAUUGUCUCGGCGGUAACUUUUACGCACGCGGAGACGGUACUAGAGUCUAUUUUUUUCUGCAAGAGGAUGUCAAAACGUUAUUUACCGAUAAUGGCUUCACAGAAGAACAAAAUUUCGCGGAUAGACGACUACAAGUUAACAGAGGUAAACAAUUGAGUAUGUACAGAGUGUGGAUCCAGGCGAAAUAUCGGAAGAUAUUCGCAUAAAAACAAGCAAGAACGAAUCCUAUGAUUUACCGAGAUCUCUAUUGGACAAAUUAAAGUUUACGACUGAAAAUAUUAUUCGAAAUAAAAAAGUCGAAUACUUGCGUAAAAAUUAAUAGUAUCGAUUAAUAUAAUUAAUAUAAAUUGUGUACUUUCUAUACCUGGGUACUUAAAUAUUCGAAUACA